Uloborus diversus is the source of this 755-nucleotide messenger RNA. RefSeq lists its product as uncharacterized. The transcript has 7 exons. The coding region runs from base 279 to 755 and encodes 158 amino acids. NCBI's taxonomy places the organism in Eukaryota, Metazoa, Arthropoda, Arachnida, Araneae, Uloboridae. The record is from RefSeq and is a predicted model, not a curated record.
GUUUUGUUUAUAUUUAUGUUGUGAAGUGUGUUUCCUUGUACAAUUUAAUUGUAAGAGCUUUUAAAUCGUCAUAUUCUUGAACAGAACUUGAGCUAGCUUUUCGGGGUGCCUUAAGAGAAAACAAUGGAUGUUCAUGAAUUAAUCGGACCAAUUGGUGAGUUUUAAUUUCGUUCAAAGAGUAUGGUUGGUGUUCUCGGCCAUCGAACUUGCUGGAAAAAGAAAGACUACUGUGGAAUAUUGAGCUACUCUGACACAAAUGAAAGGUGUUCUUGAUAGACAUGUCUGUGUCCGAAAAUAUCCGCCAGAUCGAAGAAUUCACAGACUCUUGGAGGUUAGAGCUGGAAGAAGAAAAGAAAGAACUCGAGGAGCGUCAUAAAAAGUUUUCAGAUCUGUUGGCUGUCUUUGAAAAAAGUUUGGCUACAGGUUCAUCUAUGAAAGCACUGGAUAACAUCAAUUUUUUACCACCUUCAAACAGUGUUAUCCAUUCCAUAUUUAAGGAUGAAGAUCCUGGUACCCUGGUCAUUCACAGUGACAGAGAAGCCAAGAAGAAACAACUUGCAGAAGAACGCAGAGCUGAGUACAAUGCUUUUCUUCAAAAGAAAGAAAAUGAGCUGUUUUUGAAGAGAAAAAACUUUGAGGAGAGAAAUAAUGUGACGCCAAAAUCAUUGUUGGAUUUUGUAGACUAUGAAAAAGUACUUGCCAGAAGGAAAGAAGAAGAGGCCAGGUUCAGACCAGGCACAGGCCUAGGUGGCUGA